AUGGCGUCCCUCUUCCACCCGCACGUCUUCUCCUUCUUCAUCUUCUUCUUCUCCUUUGUCCUGCUGGGUCUCGCCGGAGCGGCGGCAGCGCUCGACAGGGUGCCGGAGAAGAACCGAUUCAGGUUCGUCAACCAGGGGGAGUUCGUCGACGCUCCCGCCGAGUACGGCGCUGACUACCGUGCCGUUGGCGUCGUCGGGUCGCCCUUCCAGCUGACCUUCUACAACACGACCCCCAAUGCCUACAGGCUCGCCAUCCGCAUGGGCACCCCACGGUCCGAGUCUGUCCGGCGGUGGGUGUGGGAGGCCAACCGGAGCCGCCCCGUUCGCGAGAAUGCCACCGUCUCCUUAGGCGCCGACGGCAACCUCGUCCUCGCCGACGCUGACGGCGCCGUCGUCUGGUCAACGGGCACCGCCAACAAGGGCGUCGUCGGCAUUCAGAUCCUCCACAGCGGCAACAUGGUGCUCUACGACAAGAAGGGGAGGUAUCUCUGGCAGAGCUUCGACCACCCCACGGAUACCCUCCUCGUGGGGCAGUCCCUCCCCGCCGCCGGCGCCGCCAAGCUGGUGAGCCGCAAAUCGGAAUCCGACGGAUCCCCGGGGAUCUACAGCUUGGUCGUCGAGUCCGGCCAGCCCGUCCUCUUCCUCGAGGCCUCUCCUUCAAGGUCUCUCCCCUACUUUAACCUGUCCAGAUACCACGGCGCUUCCACUGAUCCCGCCAUCUUCGAAUGCUCCCCACGGGGCGCCAACAUCUCCUACGUGCUCUCCUUUGGAUCCCUCUCUGUGCAGACCAAGUACGACAGCAGCUUGUCGUUCCUCCGGCUGACGCCGGAAGGCGACGUCGAGUUCUACACCUACGACGACCGGGUCUACUACAGAGCAUGGCAGAAGACGUUCGCCCUCUUCGACGAGGAGCUGUCCGGUUUCAGCGCCUGCGAGAGGCCCAGCAGGUGCGGGAAGCUCGGCGUCUGCGAGGGGAAGAUGUGCACGGCGUGUCCGGCGGCGAAGGGGACGGGGGCGUGGUCGCCGGCCUGCGCGCCGCCGCGGCGCAGGAGGGCCUGCCGGCCGGGGGCGAGUUCCAGCUACAUCAAGGUCGCCGGAGUGGAGCACUUCCUCACCAGGAACUCGGAAGGGGAGGGGAAGAUGACCAUGGGGGAGUGCCGGCGGCGCUGCAACGUUGACUGCGACUGCUUAGGGUUCUUGUACUGGGAGGAGAGCUCCCAGUGCUGGCUGGCUCCAGUGCUGGGCACCCUCAACAAAGUCAACGACCCCAAGCACGCCGCCUACAUCAAGUCCUCUUAG
This is a messenger RNA of Spirodela intermedia, 1299 nucleotides long. NCBI's taxonomy places the organism in Eukaryota, Viridiplantae, Streptophyta, Magnoliopsida, Alismatales, Araceae. The record is from the annotation of a GenBank genome assembly.